Molecule: messenger RNA, 3316 nt
Organism: Theileria parva strain Muguga
Lineage: Eukaryota; Apicomplexa; Aconoidasida; Piroplasmida; Theileriidae
Product: putative integral membrane protein
Exons: 1
Coding region: 92-3316 (1074 amino acids)
Source: RefSeq, a predicted model, not a curated record
UGGAAAUUUUGUGUUUUUAUUUUUAAUAAACUUGAUAAUGGAUGGAAUUUGAUGGAAUUUUAAAAUAUUCGAUUAUGUAGAAUAGUAUAAAAUGUCGAGUUUUAGGAGGGAUCAAAUUCCCGUGGUGGUAUCUGCUUUUAUGAAUUUCGUUUGGGCAUUCUCGUCAUUUCUGAGUGUCGAUAUGGUCAAACUGUAUUCAUACUACUUUAUGCAUCAAAUCAACUUCCCAACUCUGUACUAUACCGUGUUCGCAUUUUCAUUCAUUUGUUUCACUUUCUUAAAAUUCAAUAGAGUAUUCACAACUGUAGUCAUUAUAUGGUUCAAUUUUCUAGUUCACUUGUUGUUAGUAUUUUUCAUAUACUUCCCUAUCAAAAAUCGCAUAUUCUAUAGAUUGUUAUUUGCAUUCUGGAGUCAUCUGUUUGCUUUAAACCUGAUUGCAACAUUAUACCUAGCAUCUUAUAAUAUUGGUGGAAUAAACGGCUUGGUAAUGGGUGCUGCAUCAGCAUACUUUUUUGGAUAUCUGUUAUUACAUGGAGUUGAGAGACCUUCAGAUUUCAGUAUCGCAUCAAGGAAAACAACAUGUAAUUGGUUUAUAAGUGUAAGAUGUUUUUUUAGUAUCGUAUCUUUUAUAUUCUACAGGGAUUAUUUGGAAUAUUAUUUCUACUUCGAAUACAAUGAUUCUGUUAACAGAGUAACAAUGGAAAAUUUGUUUAAAUGGUUUGAUGGUCAGGAGGUUGAUUUAAUGACAACGGUAAGGAUUAAUGAUCUAAUGCCCACGCAUAUCAAUUUGGGUUGUUUGAAAUACUUGUUAGCUCCAUCUCUUGCUCCUGCUGCUUAUUUAGCGGUUAUUUAUAUGUCGUUCUGUACAACUUCAAUGUUUUCGCCCCCUUUCAAUCCAACUCCAAUAGUUUCAUCCAUUUAUUUUAGAGACGAUAUUUAUUUUAUUGAAUAUCUAGGUGGCUUUUUAGGUGCACUUAUCGCCGUCCUGUUACGUCCACAUCUCCAUAAACGAUUUGCGUCAUUAUUUUUAAUACACUAUCUAAUUUCUGGAUUUUUGUUUUUUGGUUUCAACACUUAUAAACUUGAUUUGUAUAAUAAAAAAAUUGUACUAUCCCUUUUGUCAUUCUUUUCAUCUAUCCUAGGGACAUUUGUACUUGUUUUUGCUUUUAUAAAUUUCCUGAGUGGAAACCUUACAUUUAAGUGUAAAAAACGUAGUCCAAGUUGUCAAGAGUGUUGUGUUAAUGAUACAGGUAUUUGUUUAUGUAACAAAAAGAAUUCUAAUGAACCAUGUUCAAAACCUCCUCCAACUGAAUGUGUUAAUAUUUGGCUACCAUAUAACAACCACAAUACAUUUCGUGAUUGGACAUAUGGUGAUUGUAUUUUUUGUCAUUCACAAAACUACAAAAAUAAGAAAGCUAACUGCACAUGCUGUGCAGGUGCACAAACUAAUUGUUGUGCCUGUUGCUGUCCAAGUUGCGUCACUAGAUCUCCUUGUUCAUGCAGUCCAUGCUCUCAACGUUGUUCCCAGAGAUGUUGUUGUAAAACAAAUAAAACUCGUCACUAUCUAUUGAGGAACUGUGUUGUCUCAUGUUGUCCCUAUUGCGAUUAUUGUCUGUUGUUAGAAUGUGUUAAAAUCCCUUGUGUAUGUCCAUGUAAACACAGAACUUGUAAAAAUAGAAACGAAGUUCAGAACACAACACUAGGUGAUAAAAAAAAUUGUCUGGCAAAAAUAAAACUGAAUAUUGGCAAAGAUCAAAAACAUUUUUAUCUAUGUUCGUAUUCUGAUGCACCUGAUUUAGAGAAAUUGAAGAAGUUAUUUUGUUGUAAAAACCAAGAUGCUUCCCAAAAUUGUUGUAUUAAAUGUUGUGGAGACAACGAAAACAUAUGUGGUAAGCAUUUUACAAUAGCGGAUCAUAAAAUAUCAUCGUGUUGUCAUUAUCAAUUGAAAAUUUGGAUUAGUUUGAAAGAAAUAAAUAGUACAUUCCAUAUUGGUCAACAACCAUUUGAUAAAAAAUACGAACAAAUCAAUUCGUUAAUAUUUGCAAACGAUAAAUGCAAAGAAUGUUGCAAAAAUUGUGGAUGCUCUGAGGGAACAAAUUGCAAACAAGUAGAUAUAUUAAAAAUUAAUGAAAAAGAUAAUCAAUCAGAAUGUGGAGGAUAUCUUAAAAUGGAAUGUAAAGGGUCUAAUGGAGUUUGCAAAUGUUGUUGUUGCUGCUGUCAAAGUACAGGAGAUUCAUCACAAUGUGAGUGUUGUUGCGGUAGCUGUCCUCAAGCAACCACUUGUCAAAAUAAGAAGUGUUGUGCGAUGAAGAUACUUCCAACUAAUUUACCGUAUCAUUUUAGAAAGAUUGAUAUAAGGAGAAAUGAAGUAAUAGCUCUAGUGUGUUUUUCAGUAUUAAUAUUUUGUUUGGUUAAGUUGAUAGCAUCAAUGGUAAUAUCCUAUAAAAUGAAGGAAUACUAUCUUCCAAUAAGCUUCAAAGUUAGUGACUUCACAGAAGUUCAAAAAGUAAACUUUAAGAAAUAUGAGUUCAAAGAAUAUAAAUCAGAUUCACAGUAUGCGAGAAAGGUGUUUCCAGAUUAUGAAGGUGAUGAAAAGUACUUGAUCAAGUAUGCCUUGGAUGUUGAGAUCCAACUAUUAGAAAGGAAAACUAAUUUAAUUAGAGACUUCAUGGAUGAGUUAAAUACGCUGAGAUUUGAUAAUUGGUGUGAGGAUAUGAUUAAAAACCAAAAGAAGAGAAUUACAGGACCCUAUAGCGAACUUAAGUUUUAUGCACACUUCAACGCAUACCUUGAUUACGCUUUGAAGUACCUAGUAUUCAGAGAUGCAGAUUUAAUAUUUUAUUAUUUUAAAAAGUAUACACAACAGUGGGAAGUUGAAUGGAAUGAUUUUGAAAAAAGAUUUCUCAGAAACCUCAAAAUAUACACAGAUUACUCAUUGAGCCUCAAUAGUGUAGGAUACUUUGAUACAAACACAGAGCUUCAGAAAAUAAUAGAUAACAGACAACUAUCCAUAUUAAAAUUUCUAAAUUCCAGAAAUGAUCAACUAACAGGUUAUCUAUCAAUGAAUAGAGAUUUGUUGGAAAAGCUAAAAAGAUCAAGUAAAGAGGAAAAAUUACCCAGACAUAUUGAUCUUUGGGAAUUUAGAUUAAGUUUAAUAAGGGAAUGGUCAGCUGAUAGAAGUAUAUUAUUAAAUUGGAAUCCAUUUGAGUACUCGAUGGACAUGAUACUAUUGUGGAAUGACCUGUUCAGAGACCUUUAUAUUCAAUCAUUUGUAUCAACAUAUCGAAACAACAAACAUCAAGAUGUUAACAUAUGA